AGCAAAUAGAUAUCAUUUACGAACAUCCGAAAUAUAUUUAAAUGAAUAAUCUAUAGGUAAUAUAGUUACUUCAGUAUUACCUGAUACAGAUAUAAACUCUUUAUUUACAAUAAAAGAAGGAUUGGGCUUUUAAAGGAAAUCAUUUACAACUCCAGUAAAAUGUGGUGAUGUGAUUAGAUUAGAACAUGUAGUUACAUAAAAAAAUAUUCAUUCUACCUAAAAUAAAUGCCAUAUGAAUCAUCAUUAGGAGGUUAUUUCUUUCGGAACAAACGGACAUGGUGAUUAUUUUGAUAAUUUUAUGAUAUAAUGUGCAAAUAAUAUUAAGGAAGGAAGUCCAUUGGAAGGAAAAUAUUAAUUUUAUUUACAGAAUUAUUAGACUAAACAUUUCUUAGCAUGUAAUUAAAGAUAUAUGUUUAAUAGUAGGCUUUUAGCUGGAUAAAUUGAAGUCUAUGGGAUGUAAUAUAAAGAUAAUGAUGCGGUUUGGAAAAUUGUAGGAGGAUAUUUUUUCGAAAAAAAUGAAAUGGCUUUAGAAGAAAAUGAUGAAAAUGAUUAAAAUUAUGUUAAAAAAUAUGGAAAGAUAUUCGAUUAAGAAGGAUAUGAAAUUGUUUCUUAUAGAAAAAAAGAAAAUAUAUGA
Ichthyophthirius multifiliis is the source of this 634-nucleotide messenger RNA. RefSeq names its product stromal cell-derived factor 2, putative. The annotation marks the transcript as partial. The record is from RefSeq and is a predicted model, not a curated record. NCBI's taxonomy places the organism in Eukaryota, Ciliophora, Oligohymenophorea, Hymenostomatida. The transcript has a single exon.